AUGGGUCGGGAUAUCCCGGGAGCGUGUGUGGGACCCUGUGGGACCCCGGGGGAAGAUCAACCAACGCACUCCUGUUCGAGGAACACACUCAAAUACCUUGGAGAACUGAUGUUGGACCACGUUCAUAUCUUCCAUCGAGGUGGACUCGUGCUUUGGUCCAAAUCAUUCGUCCCCACCCCAUCUCCCAUACGAACGUUAAUUGGAGAUGGUUUGAUCGGGGAGCAAUCGUCAGGCCUUAAUGACCUCAUGGUCAUGCAGAUCGGGAGCUAUUCUCUCCAAUGGAAUUUUUCCAAUGAAUUUGGCUUGAUUUUCGUUGUAGCUUAUCAGCGGAUCUUGCAACUCACGUAUAUUACUGACUUGCUUGAAUCUAUGAAAUCACUCUUCACCUCUUUGUACGGCUCAAUUCUCGACACUACAUUCAACUCGUGGAUCGUCCCUGAGACCGGAUUGACCGAAGGAUUCAAAGAUCUAUUCAAAGGAUGGGAUCAAUCAUUUCAUAAGUUAUUGAAAGAUAUCGAGCGGAUGUCCGAUCGAAGAAGGGGUGGGAUUGAUUUUCAAAAAACAAGUGGAUUAGAUAAAAGGGCUGCUCAACGACAAGCAGAGGAACAGCAACUCGUUGAUGACCAAAAACCUACGGCUCUCACGACCGCCACUGAUGCGGAAACAAUUGCCAGAAACAUAGCCGCGCUGAAAGCAAGAAAGAAACCCAACAAAUCCUCUACCAGUCGAGCGACUUCUCGAUCUGGUACAGACACUGAUACUGCGCCGGCAGGCAAACCACAAACUACGAACAAAAAAACGGCCAGAAAGUGGGACAAUGGAAGAAUCACAGCAAACGACAUCGCCGAAUAUGAUUUUAGUGAGAAAGAUGCUCACCUGGACGAUUCGAAAACGUUGUCAUCGAACUUUAUUGAUAAAAUGUCAAUGGGCACUCGUAAUCAGAAAGGAUUGUAUGAAGUUGCCGAUUUUGACCGAAGUCGACCUGACCAGAAAUCCGAAGAAGAUAAAUCACAACCCACUCUAUUUUCCAAGAUCAUCUCAUCCAUUCCGAUCUUUGGUGGACAGAAAUCAGGCCCAAUCACCUUGCGCGAGGAGGAUGUCAAGCCGAUGAUUGAACAAAUUCAACUCCAACUAAUGAAGAAAAAUGUGGCUCGUGAGAUUGCUGUGAGGAUUUGUGAGCGGAUCCAAGUGGAAUUGAUCGGGCAAAAACUAUCGGACCGAUCGACGACCGCCCUCAAAAAAUUAAUCAACCACAGUUUAGAGAUCAGCUUAACGAAAAUUCUCACACCAAAAACGAGCGUAGAUAUUUUGGCUGAUAUCCAUCAAAAGCAAGAUCGGCAAAAACAGAUGAACUUGUCUCAGCUUAGCGGUGGUACUUCUACCGCUCCAUAUGUGAUGACCUUCGUGGGUGUAAAUGGAGUCGGAAAAUCGACCAACUUGUCUAAGGUCGCCUUCUGGUUACUCCAGAAUCGCCUACGAGUAUUGAUCGCGGCAUGUGAUACUUUUAGAUCUGGAGCAGUGGAACAACUAAGAACUCAUGUCCGAAAUCUUGGCAAACUCGAUGGCGCGAUUGAACACCAAUCUCCUAAUUCAAACCACGAAGAACGUAAAAUGAUCGAGUUGUUUGAGAAGGGCUACGGAAAGGACGCUGCCGGUAUAGCCAAAGAAGCUAUCCAAUACGCUAAGAACGAUGGAUUCGAUGUGGUACUGAUCGAUACAGCUGGCAGAAUGCAAGACAACGAACCAUUAAUGAGGGCGCUUGGAAAGCUUGUGGUAGUCAAUCAACCAGACAAAAUAUUGUUUGUUGGAGAGGCAUUGGUUGGCAAUGAAGCAGUUGAUCAACUAGGCAAAUUCGAUAAAUCUUUGAAGACUUUCAGUGGACUGGAUUCUCACCUUCCUCGUGGCAUAGAUGGCAUCAUUUUGACCAAGUUUGAUACGAUCGAUGACAAGGUUGGAGCUGCUUUAUCGAUGACCUAUACUAUCAACCAGCCAAUCCUUUUCGUUGGCACCGGGCAAACUUAUACCGAUUUGAAAAACCUUAAAGUCAACCAUGUCGUGAAUGCCCUGAUGAGAUAAAUCUCUUGGCUCAUCCACACAUAUGUAUUUUUUUUCUGCUACAUAGAUGCAAUUUUAUUGCAAGUUUUUCACUGUGUUCAAAAUCGCAAUCGACUUUCGACCAAUUUUGCAUUUGAUGUAAUUGUGUGUAAAUGACUUGAAAGCUGAGAGGGUGCUUGGUUUAUAGUAUACGCAUGUCUGGAUGUGAUGGAAUUCAAGAGAUUCUGUUACUGGCAGGGUGGGGAGGGAUUGAAAUAUUUGCAGGGGAUUUUUAUUUAUUUUCAAGUUGAUGAGGGAUUAAAACAUUUGCAGAUGAAGCACAACACGG
Puccinia graminis f. sp. tritici CRL 75-36-700-3 is the source of this 2383-nucleotide messenger RNA. RefSeq lists its product as uncharacterized. Gene Ontology annotation, cellular component: signal recognition particle receptor complex; endoplasmic reticulum membrane. The record is from RefSeq and is a predicted model, not a curated record. Lineage: Eukaryota; Fungi; Basidiomycota; Pucciniomycetes; Pucciniales; Pucciniaceae. The transcript has 8 exons. Gene Ontology annotation, molecular function: GTP binding; ATP hydrolysis activity; GTPase activity. Gene Ontology annotation, biological process: SRP-dependent cotranslational protein targeting to membrane. Bases 1 to 2076 code for a protein of 691 amino acids.